AUCCAAAGCUGGGUGGGAGUUUCAGGAAACUGUCGUUCGUCGCUCACUUCCUUGCCUAUGCCAACUCCGCUGUGAACCCGUUUCUAUACGGGGCCCUCGGAGAAAAACCCGCCUGGUUAUCCAACCAUGCCGUGGCACUCAGGGAAAUCUUUUAUCGCUUCUUUCCUCAAUUUCUGCCAGUACCUGCUGGUUCAGUAGGAGGGCAAGACUUGGAAUUGAACCUGAGGGAAAACCCGGCCGUUUAUUCCGGUGGGCGAAGAAUGAGCAGACGUAGUUCCGUGCAAAUCUAUUCCUACGCCAACUACAAAGAAGAUCGCCUGGAAAAAACGGAAGUGCACACUGAAAUCUCCCCGUCGUCAUUUUGCGAAUGCAGGAGUGCGAAUCACGCGCAAAACAGUUUCUGAUGACGAACACGUGCAAUUUUGUUUUAUUUUUUCCCCCCAAAAAAGGAAGUUUUUUGUUUUUGUUUUUUUUUUCUUCAUUUUGCAAUUGUGGACUGCUUGGUCUCGGGGACCAGAAAAUACGUGUAUAUCCAGAGGAAGCAGGUGGAAGUGACGAAAAUGAGGCAAGAACCCGUGGCUCCGAUUCGGGUUUCCAUGACUGGGAAAACCAGGCCGAUGAAAAAGGCUGUGAACCAGUUUGCGAGGGUUCCAAGGGCCAGCAACCUGGGUCUUUCUGACGGCUUCGACACCUCUGUGAAUGAAAAAGUUCACAUUUUGUCAAAGAAUCUCACCAUUUCCGAAGAAGAGUGGCACAGGGCCGAUUCCGACAGUGAAGGAAACGAUGUACAGAAAAGUUGCAGCAAUCGACAGGUUUCCGAGUUCCUGUGGAUAAAAUAUUGGGGAAACCUAUAUAUUGCUUUGCAACUCACUGGAAAGGCCAGGCAGGUGGCCAGAGCAGCAAGACACAAGGCACAUGCUGCAAUCGACACCAGAAGAGUCAGUCUUCUCCUGGAAUUCGCCACUAAUGGCAUGAAGCAGUAA
This is a messenger RNA of Notodromas monacha, 983 nucleotides long. The record is from the annotation of a GenBank genome assembly. Lineage: Eukaryota; Metazoa; Arthropoda; Ostracoda; Podocopida; Cyprididae.